AUGCUGCUUGGAACUUUGUUGCGACUUAUGGGUUCGGAUUUAACUUGCAAUAAUUGCAUUUAUUUCUGUAAUCUUGGAGAUUGUGAUGAAUUUGAAGUAGGGCCUCAUAAAAUGAAUCGAGAGUGCCCUCACUGUGGUAGCACAGAAAUUGACGAAGAUUCGUCUAGAGGAGAUACUACAUGUAUGAGUUGUGGUACAGUACUAGAAGAGUCAGCUAUUGUUUCGGACGUAACAUUUCAGGAAAAUUCCAAUGGUGGUCAUUCUUUAGUGGGUCAGUUUAUUUCAAAAGAGCGCGGUCGAUCGUUUCGUGGUGUUCCCGGCUUAGGACUGCAGGAUUCUCGUGAUAUCACACAUUACAGAGGAAGAAAAUUGAUCGAACAGAUAGCGAGCCAGCUUCGAAUCAAUCAGCACUGUAUCAACACAGCUUUUAAUUUUUUCAAAAUGUGUGUUUCACGCAAUUUCACACGUGGGCGUGUCCGGUCACACGUUGUAGCUGCAUGUUUAUACAUGACUUGCCGAUUAGAAAAUACACCCCAUCUAUUACUUGAUUUCAGUGAUGUCACUCAGGUUAAUGUGUUCGAUUUGGGACGAACGCUUAAUUUUUUGACUCGAUCUCUACGAAUUAACCUUCCCACUACUGAUCCUUGUAUGUACAUCCUACGUUUUGCCGUUUUGCUCGAUUUUGGUAACAAACAACGAGAGGUAGUUUCUAUGGCAACUCGGCUGGUACAGCGGAUGAAACGUGAUUGGAUAGCGACCGGAAGACGACCAACUGGUCUUUGUGGUGCAGCAUUAGUACUCGCAGCCCGAUGUUAUAAUUUCAAUCGGACGAUAGCGGAUGUAGUGCGUGUUGUUCAUAUUAGUGAGGCCGUAGUUCGAAAGAGGCUUGAAGAAUUUGGGCAAACACCAUCAAGUGCUCUGACUAUUGAGGAGUUCUCAUCUAUUGAUCUGGAACAUUGCGAAGAUCCUCCAUCGUUUCGCGAAGCGCAACGUAAAGCUCGUCUAUUACAAUUAAAAAAAGAGGAGGAAGCAUUAAAAAUAAUGGAGUCAGAAAUCGUACCAAUGGAAGAAGAGGUUGAAAGGGCUCUUGAAAAAAAACGAAAAGAACGCUUCAAGCGAACUUAUUAUGCACGUCUCAUGAGUGAAUCGUUAGGAUUGGAAUCAGACGAACUUGCUUCAGCAGAUGCUGUAGUUCGGAAUGAAAUUGUUGAUUUAGUGUUUUCUGCCGCGACAAAUGAUGCACCGCUGUCCAAUGUUGGUAUGUCAUCCACCUUUGCUCCUUCAUUGACUAGUCUUGGUAUAGUGCCCUCAAAAAAUGAGACUGAAAUAAUAGUAGUUAAUGAUGAUGAUCGAAAAACAACUGAUUUUACAGAUGACCUUGAUAUAGAAGGGAUUGACGAUGAUGAAAUCAAUUCGUAUAUAUUGACGGAGGAAGAAGUAGGCGUGAAAACUCGUUUUUGGAUGAAAGUAAAUGGCGAAUAUAUGAAAGAAAUGGAAAAACGACGUCGUGAAAAAGAAGAAAAACGGGAACAAGAAAGCGCUACUAAGAAGCGUCGUCAAACAACUUGUACACGUAAAAAAGAGGCUGAUAUGGCUGCAACUGCGCAAGAAGCAAUGGAAAAAGUCAUACACGAAAAGAAGCUUUCAAAUAAAAUAAACUACGAGGUAUUAAAAGAAAUGGAAAGUGAGAAUUUUAUUGCUAUAACAUCCGAAAUAGACAAUGGCAUAUGUGUCACGUCGAAAAAGACUAUUGACAACGAUGAGAAUAAUUCAAUCUUGUCAGGGAAAAUAUUAGUGGAAUAUCCUAUUGUUAUAUAA
Thelazia callipaeda (thelaziosis nematode) is the source of this 1818-nucleotide messenger RNA. The record is from the annotation of a GenBank genome assembly. NCBI's taxonomy places the organism in Eukaryota, Metazoa, Nematoda, Chromadorea, Rhabditida, Thelaziidae.